UUUUUUAAUUAAUUUUUUUUUUUUUUUAUUAAAGUGCACGUCGCGUUGGGUUGCACGCUCCACCCCUAGGGACCUGGUGUGGUGAAAUUUGAACCCACCGCCUUAGCCCAGAGAAGGCCGAGUUACCUGGCUCCCUGGAGUGCCGAGGGGCCGGGAGCGAAAUGACCAGCGAACUCGUUUUUUAUAAGACUCGGUGAAGCUGGGUUUUGCGGUUUCCUACAUGUACACCCGAUUUUGUGGAGUAGUUUGAGUGCUAUAGUCUCCGCGCAACCUUUUCAAUUCCAAAUAAGCAAAUGUUUGAACGUUUUGGUAUCAGCGCGAGUGAAAUCUUUUUACCGACAAGAACUAACUGACUUGUCAGCGUCGUUGAAUUACCUCCGGAAAAGAUCUCGGGGGUGGAAAAGCAACUGCGAAAUAACAGACGGAGAAAAUUCCUUGGAAGUUAUUUCUGUAGCCUAAGAGCAGAAACUUCAGAGCAAGUUUUCAUUGGGCAAAAUGGGGGAACAACCCAUCUUCAGCACUCGGGCUCAUGUCUUCCAGAUUGACCCAAACACAAAGAAGAACUGGGUCCCCACCAGCAAGCAUGCAGUUACUGUGUCUUAUUUUUAUGACAGCACAAGAAAUGUGUACAGGAUAAUCAGUUUAGAUGGCUCAAAGGCAAUAAUAAAUAGCACCAUCACUCCAAACAUGACAUUUACUAAAACAUCUCAAAAGUUUGGCCAGUGGGCUGAUAGCCGGGCAAACACUGUUUACGGAUUGGGAUUCUCCUCUGAGCAUCAUCUUUCAAAAUUUGCAGAAAAGUUUCAGGAAUUUAAAGAAGCUGCUCGUCUCGCAAAGGAGAAGUCGCAAGAGAAGAUGGAGCUAACCAGUACUCCUUCACAGGAAUCUGCAGGAGGAGACCUUCAGUCUCCUUUAACCCCAGAAAGCAUCAACGGCACGGACGAUGAAAGGACCCCGGAUGUGACAGAGAACUCAGAGCCAAGGGCUGAGCCAGCUCAGAACGCGCUGCCGUUCUCACAUAGUGCUGGGGAUCGAGCCCAGGGCCUCUCCCAUGCUAGUUCAGCAAUCAGCAAACACUGGGAGGCUGAACUAGCUACCCUUAAAGGAAACAACGCCAAACUCACCGCAGCCCUGCUGGAGUCCACGGCCAACGUGAAGCAAUGGAAGCAGCAGCUGGCCGCCUAUCAGGAGGAGGCAGAGCGGCUACACAAGCGGGUCACUGAGCUUGAAUGUGUUAGUAGUCAAGCAAAUGCUGUGCACACGCACAAGGCAGAGCUGAAUCAGACAGUCCAAGAACUGGAAGAGACACUGAAAGUGAAGGAAGAGGAAAUUGAAAGACUAAAACAAGAAAUUGAUAAUGCCAGAGAACUCCAAGAACAGAGGGACUCUCUGACUCAGAAACUGCAGGAAGUUGAAAUUCGAAAUAAAGACCUGGAGGGACAGCUGUCUGACCUAGAGCAGCGCCUGGAGAAGAGCCAGAGCGAGCAGGAGGCCUUCCGAAAUAACCUGAAGACACUCUUAGAAAUUCUGGAUGGAAAAAUAUUUGAACUAACAGAAUUACGAGAUAAUUUGGCCAAACUACUAGAAUGCAGCUAAGGAGGGUGACACUGGAGUGCCAGUUGAUGAGAACAUACUGUCUGUCUUCACAGGACUAUUGGGGCUCUGCACCAAGAUUGCACAAAAGUUUUUGAAUAUCAUUCCUCCAGGAGGAGGGUGUUUUGAAAAUUGGAAUUGUAUAUUUCAGUAUAAAUUUUAGAAUUUAGCUUGUAGCUAGUUGGGGAAAAAAAGACAUGAAAAACUUGAACUACAAAUUACCUCCAUGUAUAUUGGCCAUAGUUAACUGGAAAGUUAUAAGUAGACACUUAAUGCAAUCUUUUACCCCCUGAUAUUAGCCAGUGGGAAAAUUAACAAUGUUUGGGCCCUUUCUCUCUCUCUUUUUUUUUUUUGGUUCAACACAGUGAAGAUUAUCUGCUUUUAAAUUAAUUUAUUUAUGAUAUCUACAGCUGUGUUUUAUGCAAAAUACUGAAAGCCCUGUCUUUUGUUGUUAUCUGAAUAAUUUCUCAGGAUAUUUUUGCACUGCUGAGAAGCAGGGCCAUUACCAAUUAAUCCUUGCCAGGUGUGGGAGAGAGCUACAUCUUUAAUUGAAAAUUACUAUAAGUGGAUGUCUGGAGUUCUUCCUUUUUAUACUGGGAGUGUCUUGCUCUAGUGACUGCUCUGACACACUCUGCUGUUCUCCAACCUGUCUGCUCUAUAGUUUACUUUUCCAUAUUGAUCCUUGUAUUUAUGAGAAGAUAUUGUCUCCCAUUUUAUUACACAUUUUAAAGACAAUUAAACAAAGGCAGCUGAGGCCCUCAGAUAUUUUUCUUUUUGAAUUUAUAGUAAAUUUGACACAGAACUGAAAUACAGCAGUCUGUCCUUGGCGGUUUAGGCUAGCAAUGUUAAGUAUAUUUACAGAAAAUAUGCAGUACAUUUAUUUAUAUAUUUGGCAAGAAAUUUUUUCUGAGUGAUUAAUGAAUUUCAAUUUAUGAAAAAUAAUGGUUAUGGGGGCACUGUUUAUUAUAGAUAAUUUAAGGUGUAUAACUGAUUUCAAGGAGGUCCACUUCCAGCUAGCAGUCAAUCAGAGGACUGUAUCUAAAUUGUGACUGUGGCAGAUGGGUCUUCACCGAAACCAUGUCUUUAUUCAAACUUCACAAGGCAAUAUUUUGAACUGUUCACUAGGCAUUUCAAAACGGGAAAUACCUUCAACAGGCUCUUCUCAGAGAGCAGGUUUUAGUGUUGUUUUGAUGUAAUUUUAAGACAUGUAGCAAACCUGCGUUUCUUUAUAUGAUACAUUUCUUUCACAAAGCUAUUUAAAGACAAGACAAGCGCUGUCUGUCUGUCUGCCCUGGUAGGAAUCGAGUCAGCACACAUACAUUCUUGCUGUACAAUGCCUGCGACCUUGAAGGGAGUUCUUUCAGUGUGUGCUUGAGUGCCUAACUUUGGAGUCAAUGAAUGCACUGAUACUUUGUUUGUACCCCAAAUGAUUGAAUUGUUCAGUACAAAUUAAGCAGAUUAACCCAUUUUUCACUCAUAAAUAGAUUCUUAGUACUAGUUUUAUUUUAUGUUUAUGUGUAUGUACAUAUGUACAUACAUAUACAUAUCAAUUUAUACCAGAGUGAAAAAUAAAUGGGUUGUCUCUAAAGUCAGUGUCUCUGGGGAGGUGUCUCUGAAAACUCUCUAUCAGACACUUAGUCAUCAUGUAUUAUAUGUCCUAUAAUACCACAACCACCACCACCAUCUACUUUAGGGUAUUUCCCUAACCUGUUUAUUAUAGAGAGAAUAAUUUAGGUACACAUGCUCAGAGCUGAGAUAGUUCUCUGAUAAAUCAGGUAAUAAAAUUUAUUUGAUGGAUAGAAUUUUGAAAACAGAUAUAUGAUUUUAUCUGAGUUUCUGAAUAUCAAAGAAUACCAGGUUUUAAUUUAAAUAGAGGACUAACACUGGGGGUCAGGGAAUUUAGUUACGAGUUUAAAAAAAAAUCUAAAAAAA
Messenger RNA from Onychomys torridus (southern grasshopper mouse), 3525 nucleotides. It is a transcript of the gene Homer1, whose product is annotated as homer scaffold protein 1. Gene Ontology annotation, biological process: regulation of store-operated calcium entry; G protein-coupled glutamate receptor signaling pathway. Gene Ontology annotation, molecular function: G protein-coupled glutamate receptor binding. Bases 496 to 1596 code for a protein of 366 amino acids. Gene Ontology annotation, cellular component: cytoplasm; plasma membrane; dendrite. The transcript has 10 exons. The record is from RefSeq and is a predicted model, not a curated record. NCBI's taxonomy places the organism in Eukaryota, Metazoa, Chordata, Mammalia, Rodentia, Cricetidae.